Oncorhynchus nerka (sockeye salmon) is the source of this 2160-nucleotide messenger RNA. RefSeq lists its product as uncharacterized. The record is from RefSeq and is a predicted model, not a curated record. Bases 1 to 2160 code for a protein of 719 amino acids. NCBI's taxonomy places the organism in Eukaryota, Metazoa, Chordata, Actinopteri, Salmoniformes, Salmonidae. The transcript has a single exon.
AUGGUAAUCAGGGCUCCUGCAGCACACUCCUCCUCUGUGGACCCGCCCCUGACCACAUCCUGCAGCACACCCCUCCUCUGUGAACCCGCCCCUGACCACAUCCUGCGUCGUUGUUGGGGAUGUCACGUAUACAGACCCAGUCCUAUGACCAAGCCUGAGCCCUGCAGCAGCUAUACGCCCAAUCACCAGACCCAGACCCAGACCCAGCUCCAGGCCUUUACUCCUCCCAGACCCAGCUCCAGGCCCAGCUCUAGACCCAGCUCCAGGCCUUCACCCAGACCCAGCUCCAGGCCUUUACUCCACCCAGACCCAGCUCCAGACCUUUACUCCACCCAGACCCAGCUCCAGGCCUUUACUCCACCCAGACCCAGCUCCAGACCUUUAAUCCACCCAGACCCAGCUCCAGACCCAGCUCCAGACCUUUACUCCUCCCAGACCCAGCUCCAGACCUUUACUCCACCCAGACCCAGCUCCAGGCCUUUACUCCACCCAGACCCAGCUCCAGACCUUUACUCCACCCAGACCCAGCUCCAGACCUUUACUCCACCCAGACCCAGUUCCAGGCCUUUACUCCACAAAGACCCAGCUCCAGACCCAGCUCCAGGCCUUUACUCCAUCCAGACCCAGCUCCAGGCCUUUACUCCAUCCAGACCCAGCUCCAGGCCUUUACUCCAUCCAGACCCAGCUCCAGGCCUUUACCCAGACCCAGCUCCAGGCCUUUACUCCACCCAGACCCAGCUCCAGACCCAGCUCCAGGCCUUUACUCCACCCAGACCCAGCUCCAGGCCUUUACUCCACCCAGACCCAGCUCCAGACCCAGCUCCAGACCCUUACUCCACCCAGACCCAGCUCCAGGCCUUUACUCCACCCAGACCCAGCUCCAGGCCUUUACUCAAUCCAGACCCAGUUCCAGACCUUUACUCCACCCAGACCCAGCUCCAGGCCUUUACUCAAUCCAGACCCAGCUCCAGGCCUUUACUCCACCCAGACCCAGCUCCAGACCCAGCUCCAGGCCUUUACUCCACCCAGACCCAGCUCCAGGCCUUUACUCCACCCAGACCCAGUUCCAGACCCAGCUCCAGACCCAGCACCAGACCCUUACUCCACCCAGACCCAGCUCCAGGCCUUUACUCCACCCAGACCCAGCUCCAGGCCUUUACUCCACCAGACCCAGCUCCAGACCCAGCUCCAGACCCAGCUCCCCACCCAGCUCCAGGCCUCCACCCAGACCCAGCUCCAGACCUUUACUCCACCCAGACCCAGCUCCAGACCCCAGUCCUGCUCUAUACCUCUACAGCCCCAGUCCUGCUCUAUACCUCUACAGCCCCCAGGUCUGCUCUAUACCUCUACAGCCCCCAGUCCUACUCUAUACCUCUACAGCCCCCAGUCCUACUCUAUACCUCUACAGCCCCCAGUCCUACUCUAUACCUCUACAGCCCCCAGUCCUACUCUAUACCUCUACAGCCCCCAGUCCUGCUCUAUAUGUCUACAGCCCCCAGUCCUGGUCUAUACCUCUACAGCCCCCAGUCCUGGUCUAUACCUCUACAGCCCCCAGUCCUGCUCUAUACCUCUACAGCCCCCAGUCCUGCUCUAUACCUCUACAGCCCCCAGUCCUGGUCUAUACCUCUACAGCGCCCAGUCCUGCUCUAUACCUCUACAGCCCCCAGUCCUGCUCUAUACCUCUACAGCCCCCAGUCCUGCUCUAGUCCUCUACAGCCCCCAGUCCUGCUCUAUACCUCUACAGCCCCCAGUCCUACUCUAUACCUCUACAGCCCCCAGUCCUGGUCUAUACCUCUACAGCCCCCAGUCCUGCUCUAUACCUCUACAGGCCCCAGUCCUGCUCUAUACCUCUACAGCCCCCAGUCCUGGUCUAUACCUCUACAGCCCCCAGUACUGCUCUCUACAUCUUCCUCAUCACAGAACAUCCAGACCUCUUCUCCAUCACAAAACAUCCAGACCUCUUCCUCAAUUUCAGAACAUCCAGUCCUCUUCCUCAUCACAGAACGUCCAGACCUCUUCCUCAUCACAGAACAUCUAGACUUCUUCCUCAAUCAAGGAAACAUCCAGACCUCUUCUCCAUCACAGAACAUCCAGACCUCUACCUCAUCACAGAACGUCCAGACCUCUUCUCCAUCAAAGAAAAUCCAGACCUCUACCUAA